Molecule: messenger RNA, 430 nt
Organism: Helianthus annuus (common sunflower)
Lineage: Eukaryota; Viridiplantae; Streptophyta; Magnoliopsida; Asterales; Asteraceae
Product: probable calcium-binding protein CML13
Exons: 1
Coding region: 18-392 (124 amino acids)
Cellular component (GO): myosin II complex
Molecular function (GO): calcium ion binding
Source: RefSeq, a predicted model, not a curated record
ACCGAUUCAACACAGCAAUGGGGAAAAAUACAGCCACCGAUCAAACCUCCGCCAUGAAAGAAGCCUUCACACUCUUCAACACCGACGGCGACGGCAAGAUCGCCCCGUCGGAGCUCGGAAUCCUCAUGCGUUCACUCGGUGGAAACCCUACGCAAGCGCAGUUGAAACCCAUCAUCUCCGAAGAAAAACUCACAUCUCCGUUUGACUUUAACCGUUUCAUUGAGCUCAUGAACAAGCACCUCAAACCGGAGCCCUUUGAUCGAAAGCUUCGUGACGCCUUCAAGGUUAUUGAUAAGGACGGAACCGGAUACGUCGUCGUUGCGGAUCUUAAAAAUUGUUAUGUUUUUUACUGUAUUAUUUAUAAACUUGUUGAAUGGAUUGGUGUGAAUUAAUUUGAGUUAGGGUUUUUUAAGGUGAAGCUAAAGGAGGU